UUAAAUUUUUGUAUUGUCGGCCAUUUUUAUCUAAUCUGAUCUUUCAUUGAAGAGUUUUCUUUAAAUUAGCUCAAAUUUGACCAUAAUAAUGUCGUUGCGACUUUUUUCUCGUGCUGCAUUGUUGGCAAAGUUUGCUCGGCGAAGCUUUGCGUCAGAAGUGGCGAUUUCGACUCCACCAAGACUGGAGCACUACAGUCCUAUUGAAAUGGACAGAUAUGAAGUUGACGGAUCUCUUGCAGGAAAAGAGAAAAAACCAUGGACUGAACUCAGUAAAGAAGACAAAAUUGCCAUAUACAGAGCCUCGUUUCCUUACACAAUCGAGGCAAUGAACAACACAGGAGAGUCUUAUACCAAAGAAAUUGUUGGUGCUGUUGCCAUGUUGUUGGCAUUAUCAAUGUCAUUUUUCUUGUUUCUGCGGAAAUAUGUAUCAGCAGAAACUCCAAGAACUGUGAAUGAAGAAUGGGCAAAGGCGACAGUCGAGAAACUUCAGAAAAAUCAGGCUAAUCCAAUUACUGGCAUUUCCUCCAAAUAAGAUCUUCGAGAUGUACACUGUCAUUAGUUAAGAAAAAUAUUGUGUUUGAAUAUCUUUGUAAUAAUUCACAUUGACUUGUUAAGUUUAGGAUUACUAUUGCGACAUAAAAAAUAUUACUUCCCCAUUGUUUUUCAAUUUUA
Xenia sp. Carnegie-2017 is the source of this 672-nucleotide messenger RNA. RefSeq names its product cytochrome c oxidase subunit 4 isoform 2, mitochondrial-like. Lineage: Eukaryota; Metazoa; Cnidaria; Anthozoa; Malacalcyonacea; Xeniidae. Bases 89 to 532 code for a protein of 147 amino acids. The transcript has 3 exons. The record is from RefSeq and is a predicted model, not a curated record. Gene Ontology annotation, biological process: mitochondrial electron transport, cytochrome c to oxygen.